CACACACCACAGACCACAGGCCCGGAACAACUUUCUAACUUUCUGGGCUGAACCGUUGGGUGAGCGUGCCUCCUGCACCUGCAGACCUCGCCAGGAAGACACCAUCCUCCGCAGCCAUGGUGCCUGGGACAGGAGGCGGCUGGGACUGCCUGGUGCUGGCCACCGCAGCAGCCCUGACCUGGUUCAUGUGGCUCCCUGGUUGCUGCGGAUCCCGCAUUGUUGGAGGCCAUGAGGUGGAACCACACUCCCGGCCCUACAUGGCCUCCGUGAGCUUCGAGGGCCAUCACCACUGCGGAGGCUUCCUGCUUCGUGCCCACUGGGUGGUGUCAGCCGCCCAUUGCUUCCGUGACAGGGACCCCUCCACUGGCCUGGUGGUGCUUGGCGCCCACACACUGCUCACCCCGGAGCCCACACAACAGAGAUUUGGCAUUGCAGCUGCCAUCAGCCAUCCUGAUUUCCAGCCUGCCACACAGGCCAACGACAUCUGCCUGCUAAGGUUGAAUGGCUCCGCCGUCCUGGGCCCGGCUGUGAGGCUUUUACGGCUGCCGCGGAGAGGCGCCAAGCCGCCCGCUGCGGGCACGCGGUGCCGCGUCUUGGGCUGGGGCUUCGUGUCUGACUUUGAGGAGCCUCCGCCGGGGCUGAUGGAAGUCGAGGUGCGCGUCCUGGAUCUGAGUGUCUGCAACAGCUCCUGGCGGGGCCAGCUGAGCCCUGCCAUGCUCUGCACGCGCAGCGGGGACCGCCGGCGGCGGGGUUUCUGCUCGGCAGACUCUGGGGGGCCCCUGGUCUGUGGAAGACGGGCCCAUGGCCUUGUGUCUUUCUCGGGCCUCUGGUGUGGUGACCCCAAGACCCCGGAUGUCUACACUCAAGUGUCAGCGUUUGUGACCUGGAUCUGGGAUGUGGUUCGGGCAAGUUCGUCCCCUGGUUCUAUGGGACACUCUGUGAGUGCUGUUUGAGUUUCAGCCCUCUACUGGGGCAGCCUGUGCCCAUCGGCCCACAUCUGGUAAAUUCCGUGGCUUGGCCCUAAACCCUGAGAACUUGGGGCUUGGGCUACGGGUAUUCAUCCUAAAUGAACAGCUGUACUGAAGGCUGACUAACUAGAAA
Apodemus sylvaticus (European woodmouse) is the source of this 1101-nucleotide messenger RNA. It is a transcript of the gene Prss57, whose product is annotated as serine protease 57. Gene Ontology annotation, biological process: proteolysis. The record is from RefSeq and is a predicted model, not a curated record. NCBI's taxonomy places the organism in Eukaryota, Metazoa, Chordata, Mammalia, Rodentia, Muridae. The coding region runs from base 117 to 953 and encodes 278 amino acids. Gene Ontology annotation, molecular function: serine-type endopeptidase activity. The transcript is spliced from 5 exons.